Molecule: messenger RNA, 1188 nt
Organism: Penicillium samsonianum
Lineage: Eukaryota; Fungi; Ascomycota; Eurotiomycetes; Eurotiales; Aspergillaceae
Product: zinc-binding alcohol dehydrogenase family protein
Exons: 1
Coding region: 1-1188 (395 amino acids)
Molecular function (GO): oxidoreductase activity, acting on NAD(P)H
Source: RefSeq, a predicted model, not a curated record
AUGGCUUCUAACCAGGAGGUCUCUACCCAGGACACCUCUAACCAGCAUGCCUCCGCCUCCAGCCAGGCUCCUGAGAACCAGGCUGCGUGGCUUACUGCCAAAUCAGCUCGCCCCCUCAAGGUCAGUGUCACACCAUUCACACCUCCAACUGCCCAUCAAAUUGUUGUCAAGAAUGGUGCUGUGGCUGUGAAUCCCGUUGAACGGACCAAGAAGUUGAUGGGCAAGAUGGUGUUCCCCUGGAUCAAGUGCCCGUUUGUGCUCGGAAAUGAUUGUGCCGGUGAGGUUGUGCAGGUUGGUGACAUGGUCAGUCGCAUCAAGGUUGGUGAUCGGGUUCUUGCUCACGCCCUCUCCAUGGAUCCAGCUGUCAACAAGUCGUCUGAGGGUGCUUUCCAAAACUACACCGUGAUUCGUGAGAACAUGGCCACAGUGAUUCCGGAUUGGCUCUCUUACGAAGAGGCUUGCGUUAUUCCCCUCGGUCUGUCCACUGCCGCGACCGCCUUGUUCGAUCGAGACUUUUUAUUCCUCAAUCUCCCCGGUAGUCCGCUGCUCAACGGCCCAGAAUGGCUUCCCGAGGCGGUCCUGGUGUGGGGUGGAUCGACCAGUGUGGGUUGCAACGCCAUCCAGCUCGCCGCAGCAGCUGGUUACGAGGUUAUCACCACUUGCCCUCCCAAAAACUUCGAAUAUGUCACUAACCUUGGCGCGUCUUCGGUCUUUGAUUAUCGCGACAAGCUCACCAUCCAGCAAAUCGUUGACCUUCUCGAGAACAAGAAGGUUGUUGGCGCCAUCGCUAUUGGAAACGACUCGACCGAAGCUUGCAUCGAAGUCCUCAUGAGAACAGAGGGCUCGAAGUUCGUGGCUCGGGCCAGCUUCCCAUUCCCGGAAAGAAUUCCAACCACAACCUUCCAGUUAUUCCGUGCUAUGGCAGCCUCAAUUCGAGCAAACAUCAAGAUCCUCAUCAAGUCCAAGCGCAGUGGCGUGAAAACCAAGUUCAUUUCCGGUACCUCUGUGGCCCAUACCCAGGUUGGCGCUAUGAUUUAUAACCAAUUCCUCCCCGGAGCUCUUGCCACUGGUGUCUUUGUUGCUGCUCCUAAGCCGCGUGUUGUGGGGAAGGGUCUGGAACAAAUUCAAAAUGCUAUGGAUUGUCACAUGAGGGGUGUGUCUGCUCAGAAAGUUGUUGUCUCGCUUUGA